Messenger RNA from Pseudocercospora fijiensis CIRAD86, 357 nucleotides. RefSeq lists its product as uncharacterized. Bases 1 to 357 code for a protein of 118 amino acids. The record is from RefSeq and is a predicted model, not a curated record. Gene Ontology annotation, molecular function: transcription coregulator activity. The transcript is spliced from 3 exons. Lineage: Eukaryota; Fungi; Ascomycota; Dothideomycetes; Mycosphaerellales; Mycosphaerellaceae. Gene Ontology annotation, cellular component: mediator complex. Gene Ontology annotation, biological process: regulation of transcription by RNA polymerase II.
AUGGAUUCGUCUCUGCGUAAUCUGAAAGAUCUCAACAACAAGAUCGGCGAGCUACAGGCGGCCCUGAUCAAGCGAUAUGGCAACCUCAUCGGCCUUGCAGCAGUCAGAAACAAGCAGACCGAUCGCUCUGUCACUGCAGUCACACAAUACCAGAUUCAAACCGAGACUGCUGCGCUAAUCCGCGCUGCUGAAGAAGUCCAGAGUCUCAUCCGCCAAAUGCAAGAAAUGUGGCUUUUCGGACAGCUGAAUACUCUGGAUGAAUCGAAGGCGCAGAAGCAGUCGGAUGAGAAUGCCGCUGUUGUGGCUGAUUUGCUGAAACUUUUGCAUGAGAAGAAGAAAUCCGCUGAAGGGGGCUAG